Lytechinus variegatus (green sea urchin) is the source of this 3836-nucleotide messenger RNA. RefSeq lists its product as uncharacterized. The record is from RefSeq and is a predicted model, not a curated record. The transcript has 2 exons. NCBI's taxonomy places the organism in Eukaryota, Metazoa, Echinodermata, Echinoidea, Temnopleuroida, Toxopneustidae. Bases 2132 to 2935 code for a protein of 267 amino acids.
UACGCCAGCGUAUUCACCAAAUUCCUCAUACGUCGGGCAUAUGCUGUCUAAAACGCCAAGGUGUGGCAGUGCCCUAAGUUAUUUGUAUAACAACUACACAUGUUCUAGGUCGUAGGUCAACACACUCUGAAUGUUAUACAAAGAUCUCGAUCUGCAUCUUAGUCAUCCUUUCGUCAGUCUACUCAAGAAUCUAGAGGCAGGCAAGAUUUUUGAUCAGAUUAUCAUCGAAGAUCUCCAACUCCAACCAGGCUACAUGUAAGACAACACUUUCAACCAGACAGGUUUGAUCAGUGAUUCGGUUGAUCUCCUAGCCCUUCUCCAUCAAGAUCAUACUCCAACCAAUAGAGAUCACCCUCUCGUCAUGGUCACUUUGACAAUGGUUCCCAGGGAAACUACCGAUAGUUGAUGACGCGGGUCAAUCGUCAAAUGCCACUACUCUGACCCAUGUUGACAUUUAUGCUUUUAUAUGAAUAGGUAUCUGUUUAGGCAUUCUGAUGUUGGGCAAUAUAUACUAUUAGAAAACUGCUGAGAACUGCAAUAUAUCCUCCUUUCUAGUCAGCUGUACUCCCCCCCAAAAUGUAUACACCCUUGAGAUCCUUGAAGCACAGUAUAUUCUUGACGAUGAUGAUGUCAGAGAUGGAUGAUCAAUUGGACAUAUAAUAUGGUCUCUAACUACCCAGCAGGCAUCCUUUUUUUCACUGCCUCCCCAUUUAAAAAAAAACACAGUACCUACAGUAUCUACAUUUUGCACAAGUUGAGAUAUUAACAUUUUAUUAUUUUUUCUUAUCAUUGUUCAUUCUUAACAGUAUUUGUGUGACUGAGAAAGAUGAUUUAUUUGAAUUUCCAACUAGGGAAUCAAUGCGUAAAGAUUUCAAGGUGACUGUAGGAUUGGAUCCUGCCAGACUGGAGAAUAAAAAACGUUUUAAGGAAUAUACGACGUUGGAUGAGACACAGGGUGAAACCUGCAAUGUAAUUAAUGGAUUGUUUGAUUUUCUUUAAAUUAUCAGGAAUCAGCUCCCUUUGGAUUGCAUUAUGUUAAAUUAGUCUCUGUUUGCAGGCUAUGCAUACUGGUAUGUUACAGAUUGUGAAUGAACGAUAUAAUAUUCAAUUUCACUCAUACACACUACCAGCAAGUAUCAUACAUGUGUAGUGACUUGACUAUAUCUUCAUACUAUUUUCAUGUAUAUAUCAUACUAUUUUCCUGUAUAUAUUUUCAUUCAUAUGUCAACAUAAUUUUAUAAGCCUAUAUUCUCUGUGUUAUUUCCAUGUAUAUUUCUCUUCUACAUUCAAUCUUGUUUGUGUCAAAUGCAAUGCACUACCACUGUAUGCAUAUUUUCUGCCUAAAUCUUACAAACAAACAUCUUCCUUUCACUUUUACAUAAUGGACUUGGAGCAAGGCAACCUGGCAUUAAUGUACCUGAUUUAUUGUUCUGGCCUUGCUCCCCACUGCACUUAUACUGCAUCACUACACAGAUGCUCUUUCUUCUCUCUCUCACUCUCUCCUUUCAACUUGCUUUUUGUCUCUCUUUUGGGUGUGGUCUUCAUACCCCCUUUUUGUGAUGCUGGCAAAAACCAACAUGCUACUUUUGCCACAUCACCACUCUACUUUCUGCCUUCGUCCUGACCACUCAUGCUGUCCAUUUCAUCCAGCUGCUAGUGAGAAUCGAAUCUUGUGGAGGAUCGAUUUAUACAUAUUUCUCUACCUUUUCUGAUUCUUAUUCUUACCGUCACUUCCACUCCUUCGGAGUCUAUAUUUACUCUGCAUAUUUAAUGAGCUCAUUACUUCGCGAGACAUUUGUGACAUCUAUCCCUUCUUCCUAAUCUAUUUGAAAUUUCGAAGUGUAUAUAUUUCUGUCCAUGGGAUUUGUGCAAUUUAUCUGAGCGGCUGGACCCCAUUCUAUCCUCUGGCGAGCAAAAAUUAAGGUAGGACACAAUGUUUCCUUUUUUCUAUUUACAUAAUUAGGAAAUUGACCAUCCUAAUUUCCUAAACUGGUGACCCCGACGUGAUCCUGAAUCCUUAAUUUUCUUUUAUCGCCUUCUAUUCAUUUCUCUCAAUUCGCUAUUCUUGCUUCUCAUUUCACUAUUUUUAUUUUCUUUCUACUUCCUCAUUUUUUUUUCUUAACUCUACAACAUGACUACCCCUAAUGUUACCUCUAUUCCUGAAUCUAUUCUUUCUCCAGUAUCACCCUCUAUUGCUCCGGUGAGCAUUAAGCUCCCACCAUUCUGGGUGGAGGCCCAAUUUCACACGAAGGGUAUUACCGCCGAAAUUACUAAAUUCAAUUAUGUAGUUGCCUCACUACAACAGGAGGUAGUUAUGGAGGUGAGGGACAUCAUUACAGCUAUCCCAGCCGAUAACCCAUAUCAGAAAUUAAAAGCUGCAUUGGUCAAGCGAACGACCGUCUCCGAGCAGACGCGCCUCAAUCGGUUGCUGUCAGGAGAGGAGCUCGGAGACAAGUCGCCAUCGCAACUCCUCCGGCGGAUGCAGCUAUUGAUGGGGACGAGCACAAUGGAGGAUUCCAUAUUUCGGCAAUUAUUUUUGCAACGCUUGCCCACCAACGUGCAGGUCAUCCUAGCCGCAUCAAGCGAUGGGGUGAGUUUGGUGGACUUGGCGGCGCUUUCGGACAAAAUUGUCGAAGUUGCAGGCCCAACUAGCAUAUCUAACAUUCAGUCUAAGUUGGCGCCAUCACAACCUCCUCCACUCCCUGCGCACGAAACUAAAGUCGACCAGCUCUCUGCACAGGUUGCCCAGCUUACGAUGCAGGUCCAAGCAUUAACCUGCUCCUUGCUAGAUAACCGCGGGAGAGGUCGCAGUCGGCAGCGCAAGUCGAAAGACUCAAAUAAGCGCCCUCAGUCAGUUUCGCGCAGCCCGAACCGCAGUGAACAGCAUGCAGGUGUGGUGUGGACCUCAUUCUAUCCUCUGGCGUGCAAAAAUUAAGGUAGGACACAAUCUUUCCUUUUUUCUAUUUACAUAAUUAGGAAAUUGACCAUCCUAAUUUCCUAAACAUGUAUUCAGACGAAACUGAUUUUAUAGUUGUUUGACUUUUGUGUUUUGCAGUUCAAGUUUUGCAUUUUCAUCAAUAAUUGGCAUCAUUCCAGUACCACAAACACAUGAUGUCCAGGCAGGUGCUUACGCCAUCAGAGAUUGCGAAGAGCAUGGUUUUGACCGAGGAGGAGGUAGACGAUAUAGAGGAGCAUACAAGAGGACCGCCCAGGAUCAAAUGUGGCAUGACCUGCGCAAGUGUAGACUGACAGCUUCAAACUUCAAAGCAAUAGCGUCAUCGAAGAAAGAGGAAGGUGGGUCACUCGCCGUAAGACUAGUGAAGGGAGGUGCAAAGGAGUUUGAGCCAGCAGCUAUCGAAUGGGGGCGGAAGACCGAAAGAGAAGGUAGCUGUUGAGUACAAUUCACUGGUAAUGAGACGGUCACAUCAACAACACAUGGUGAGGCAGAGUGGUCUGUGUCUGCUUCCUCAGAGAGCAUACAUUGGAGCAUCACCGAAUGGAGUAUCAACUAAAAUUCAGAUCGUCAUGUGCAUUAUAGACAAGUUGAUCAGAUACAUAUAAACAAACCCCUCCACCUCUUCUUCGUGGUCUAUAUUUUUGUAAAAAAGAAUAAUGAGGAAUAUUAUACAAAGUGGAAACAGAGCUCUUGAACCAGGUUUCAGUGAAACCAUAUAUUUGAAAAUUGUGUGAUAAACUCUGUAAUAAGUUCAUGCAAUAGGGGAAUUUCUUGGCUAAGCUCUGGGCAUUCAUAUAGAAUAUAGAAAAAGAUGAAGUGUUCAAGUUAGAUGUACUACAUGCAUUAUUAAAAGAGUCCAUUGAGUAGUAUUUACAGCUAC